AUGGCGGAUUUGGACAUAGUAAACAGAGACCCUAAUGACAUCAACAACCAUCUCCAGGUGGCCUUUGAAGAUGUGCUGGCCGAGCCGGAAGGAAUCCGUUCUAUGAACUGUGUCUGGAAAUUCACCUACAAAUGCUUCACUCUCUGGAAACAGCUGUGUUACAACAUCGCCACUCUCUGUUGUGGACUGUGCAUCGCCAUGAACUGGGGUUGUAUUUUCGCUGAGACGGCCUUCUACCACAUUUGGUACAUCACACCCUACCUGAAAUGGAUGGAGAUCAACUGUUCGCCAUUCAAGAAGUUAUUCAGAAUGUGCCUGAGUUGCUGUAUGGACCCAGUUUGUGAAUCAAUUGGAGACACGUGGAGCGACUUUAGACCCCAAGUUUCGCUGUUCGUGAAGAACUUGAAUGACAUAAAGUUGUCGAGGACGCCCCCUGUUGGUCGUUAG
This is a messenger RNA of Liolophura sinensis, 447 nucleotides long. Its product is annotated as caveolin-3-like. The transcript is spliced from 3 exons. Gene Ontology annotation, molecular function: molecular adaptor activity. NCBI's taxonomy places the organism in Eukaryota, Metazoa, Mollusca, Polyplacophora, Chitonida, Chitonidae. Gene Ontology annotation, cellular component: caveola. The record is from RefSeq and is a predicted model, not a curated record. Bases 1 to 447 code for a protein of 148 amino acids. Gene Ontology annotation, biological process: caveola assembly.